Molecule: messenger RNA, 2496 nt
Organism: Pieris macdunnoughi
Lineage: Eukaryota; Metazoa; Arthropoda; Insecta; Lepidoptera; Pieridae
Source: the annotation of a GenBank genome assembly
AUGAAGCAACUUACAGCUUGGUAUCAGAAGAAAAUAAGUUCUUAUGACAAAGAAGAAUGGGAGACUAUGGUAGAGCAGUUGCUGAUGAGAGGCACUUACCGUCGCCGCAUAAUAGAUUCAUCAUCACAUGCACGGUCUUAUUUAAUAGAUGUUGAUUUAGUUAGAGGCUCAUCAUUUCCCAAAGCAAAGGCUACACUUGGUAUGCGCCGUGUAGUAUGGUUUGCAUUGGUUCGACUUGUAUUCUUGCCAGCCCUAUAUCAAUGGUGGGCUCAACAGACCUCACCUGCAUGUGCAAAAUUUCUCCUUUCUGUAUGGUUCCUCCAAGUUGUCAAUAUAAUAAUAAACUUUAUUGCACCAGCUUCUGUUGACUUAGAUUCAAAUUGCUGGAUAGUGCCAAUGGUUUUGAUGGUAGUACUAAGUAUGGUACAUUCACAAAUAGUAUGCACAACAGAAAUGGAAUUAGCUAGAGUUAGACCAAGGUCAACUUAUAGAAGAAAAUUACCGCGAUAUUUUAGACGAUCUCGAUCAGACUGUGAUGGAGGGAGUGGUGUUGCGUCAGCAGAAAGUGGAGCCACUUCAAGCCAUAGUAAAACUCCUCUCACCAAACCAGCCAAAUUUCGACGGCGCUUGUCAAGAUCUGAUAUUGCUGAUGUAGGCCAAAGAAAGAGAAGAAAAGAAACAAAAGACAGUCCAAAUGAUCUCCUACCUGUGAUUAAAGAUAAAUUACCAAAGAAAGCUAAAGAUUCUGACGAUGAAGACUAUAUGGCAUGGAAGAAACGUGAUCCAACAGUUCCUCUUAAUCAACCCAUUGUCGCCAGUCCCAGCACAUCAUAUAAACCGAACAUACUAACAAGGAAAUACUUAGAAAUAUUUAAUAUUCGCCAAAAUCAACAAAAUGAGCCAAGACCAACAUUGGCUGAUGGGGAUGACGGCUUUGAAAGCCUUAACGGCUACAAUUCUAGUGAGGGUGAUAAACCGGAAAACCAAAAAGUUAAAAAAGUUAUUGAAGAGAAACAGGAACCUGUAACAAAGAAAGAUUUAAAUAAUGUUGUUAAUGACAGUGAUAAGGGUAAAAAUUUAGAAGAGAAAACAAUUGAUCCAGAUUCUGAUAAUGCUGUCACAAGUAGUCCUAAUACUGGGAAGAGAGUGAGUGUGCGAUUUAGAAAAUCCUGGUCAAAAGAUAAAAUAGCGAUGUCUUGUGACGAAAAGUUUGCAAGAAUGAAAGAUAAAAAGAAAAUAGAAAAUUACCAGUCGUCAUCAUCCGAUGGGGAAUGUUCUGCUUCCGCCCCAUCAAUCGCUCUGCCUUCGCACCAUACCAUGUCUGAUUGGGUGGGCCAAAUUACUAACAGCGAAGAAAGUAGUUACGGAUCUCAAUCGGAGGCCGGCCAUCCAGGUGUCGGUUUCCAUUACACAGCUGAUUGCUCGUGGGAUCCUUUUGCAAUACUAGAUCCAUCUAGUGACACAGUGAAAUGUACAAUGUGGGAACGUGGAUCCACUCUAAGGGCAGAGUUAUCAGCGGUAGACAUAAGUUGGUACGUGGUAGCGCGAGCAGAACGGGCAAUGGUGGACGGGUGUCUCUACUCUGGACUUAUUAUGGCCGCUAUUGUUGCCUUUAACUCGCCGGUUAUGCGGCUUAUACAGAUGGCAAUAGAACAGGAUUCACGGACAGAAGAGGAACUCCAAUCGCUGUCUUUAUUAAGUUUUUCCUCCAUCGUUGGAAACUAUACUCAGGGAUCACCGCUCAACGCUUUUAAUGGUGCUUUUGGAGACAGCUUUUGGGAAAUAUCAACAAACGUCCUCUCCUGCGUUCUCCGAUUCACUCUUAGUGGACUCGUCUUUUUUCUGUUGGCGGUAGCAGAGCGCGCGUACAAACAACGUUUUCUGUACGCAAAACUGUUCUCACAUUUGACAUCCGCUAGGCGUGCCCGGAAGUCGGAGUUACCACACUUCCGUCUGAACACAGUUAGGAAUAUCAAGACUUGGCUCUCGACCAGGUCUUAUUUACGGCGACGCGGCCCCCAAAGAUCAGUGGACGUUAUAGUUUCCGCAGCUUUCGUAAUAACGCUCACUCUAUUGGCCUGCGUCAGCGCACAAUUAUUAAGGGAUUCCGUGACUUUAGAGAGAGGUUGGCUCCUUGAAGCAAUGGUUUGGAGUGGUUGCCUUGGAGUGUAUUUAUUGCGACUUUUGACACUUGGCAGUAAUGUCAAUAAGAAGUACCGGGGUUGCCUGUCAGCGAUUUUGACAGAACAGAUAAACCUACAUUUAGCCAUAGAGCAGAGACCAGAGAGUAAAGAACAACUAACGGUGGCAAAUAAUGUGCUUAAAUUGGCCGCGGAUUUGCUUAAAGAACUAGACUCUCCCUACAAAAUAUCUGGAAUAUGCGCGAACCACUAUUUAUACACAAUAACGAAGGUAGUGAUUCUAUCCGCAUUAUCAGGAGUUCUCUCUGAAAUGUUAGGUUUUAAGCUGAAACUGCAUAAAAUCAAAAUUAAAUAG